Messenger RNA from Alternaria ventricosa, 690 nucleotides. RefSeq lists its product as uncharacterized. Lineage: Eukaryota; Fungi; Ascomycota; Dothideomycetes; Pleosporales; Pleosporaceae. The transcript has 2 exons. The coding region runs from base 1 to 690 and encodes 229 amino acids. The record is from RefSeq and is a predicted model, not a curated record.
AUGCAUUGUGGAGAGGAAGACAUUGGAAAAGGCAUACGUAUACUCAGCAAAAAGGUCUUCGAUACGUUGGUUGACGACCAUGGCAGCGACCUGGAUGUCCCGGGAACACUUUUUGCACUAUAUGACGUCCACACGUCAGUCUCUCCGACGGGCAUAUUUACCCAAGCGCACACGACGACCGACCCUCGUUUGAGGGCGUACUUCUCUCGUGCAUACAAGUUCACCAGAACAAUUGACAAGAGCCUGGAGAAUUUCGUCGCCCGCGGGAUGAAGCCUUUUCUCCUGUCCAUCGGCUUGGAUGGGUUCGCAUGCAAGGCAGAUCUUAUCCUGCCAUGGCUCGAGCGCUCUCCAUCUUUCACGCUUAUUAUCCGCGAGACUGAAUUGGUGUAUGGCAUGGACAUAGCCUACUUCCCCCAGCAUGAUUCUGGCUUCUAUUAUGGGUUCUUCGAGUCCCGCGACCUUCUCGUUGGGCUGUCCGCGGACACGGCGGUAGAUGACGGCGUUAAGAACUUACUGACGGCCUGGAAGGCUUGCCAGGACUGGAAAGAACAAGGUCGUCAGGCAAACAACGGUCGCCUGAUCGGGCGGAACGGCGACCCGGAACGCGUACUCAAGAAGGCGAAACGGGGCCCAAAGAGAUCGCCCGUGGUGCCGACUGGUGUAACGACCAACUUUUUCGAACCAGCAUGA